AUGAAUGGUGAUGAAGAUCCGCCAGCGCCACUGAUUAAUACUAGAAAUGGAUUUACAAAACCAUUACAUGGAGAGCAAAUAUUGUCAUGGGUUGGAUUUUUCCUUAUGAUUGCAGGUUAUUUCUUAUUUAUUUUUCCAUCUCUUUAUCCAACAGAAAGAGCAAUCUGCACACCAAUAUUUUGUGUUCUUUGGCUCAUAUUCAAUUGCUUAUUAAUUCGCGCCGCGCUUGAAAAACAUAGAUCUUCAGUCUUACCAGAUGAUACAAAAGAUAACGCCAUCAGGUGUAGAUGGUGUAAGCGAACUGUCAUACAAGGAGCAAAACAUUGUCGCUCAUGCAAUCUUUGCAGGCUAGAUUUUGAUCAUCACUGCUUUUUCUUAAAUAAUUGCGUCACAAACGACAACUACAACUAUUUCCUAUUCGGAAUUAUCUUCCUUCUCCUUGCUUCCAUGAUAGAAUCGGCCUUAUCCAUAUAUGUCGUCAUGGGAAUGGGAAUGAAACAAGAAAACUCCGCCAGAUCAAUGCUUGCUAAUGCCGAAGCAUUUUAUGGGGCUAAGAAAAAGAUUCCCGCUGCUGUUUGGUAUGUUUUCCAUGGGCUUCUCCUUUUUAUGCUCCUCGGAAUUGAAUAUUUCAUAACUUUGUUGCUGGGAUUGCACAGUUGCUUGAUCAGGAAGAACAUCACAACAUUCGAUGUCAUCCAGUACAGAAGAAUGAUUGACGCUAACAAAGAAGCACAAAAGAUUGCACAAAAUAAAAAACCAGCACCAACAAUUACUGUUAUUCCAAACUCAUCAAAAUUUAUUCCUUAUCCGCCUCAACUGGAUAAAGAAGAACCAGAACAACCUCAACUACCAGAAAAAGAAGUAUCUUACUCGACUUCAAGCAAAAAACAAGAUAAAAAUGAACAAAAUAAUAAAGAAAAACAAAAAGAAGAUAAAAGUGAAUCUUCAUCUGAUUCAAGCACUAAAGGAAAGUCUGAAUCAGCUGUGGAAAUUCCAAAGGAAGAAAAAGAAAAAUCUGUCUCAUAUUCUUACUCAAAAUCUUCUUCUCCAAAGAAAACAGAGCCAAAGAAAGAGGAAUCAGAACAAAAUAAAGAAAAAGAAAAUUAUGUUUCUUACUCUUACUCAAAAUCAAAAUCUCUAAAGAAAGAAGAACCAAAGAAAGAGGAAAUUGAACAAAAGAAAGAAGAAGAACACUCUGUUUCAUACUCUUACUCAAAAUCUUCAAAGAAAGAGGAAAUAAAACAAGAACAAAAUAAAGAAGAACCGGUGCAAGAAAAGGAGGAAGAGCAUUCUGUUUCAUAUUCUUAUUCAUAUUAUGCUUAUUCAUCUUCUUCCAAAAAAUAA
This is a messenger RNA of Trichomonas vaginalis G3, 1344 nucleotides long. RefSeq names its product cysteine S-palmitoyltransferase protein. The transcript has a single exon. Gene Ontology annotation, biological process: protein targeting to membrane; peptidyl-L-cysteine S-palmitoylation. NCBI's taxonomy places the organism in Eukaryota, Parabasalia, Trichomonadida, Trichomonadidae. The coding region runs from base 1 to 1344 and encodes 447 amino acids. Gene Ontology annotation, molecular function: protein-cysteine S-palmitoyltransferase activity. The record is from RefSeq and is a predicted model, not a curated record. Gene Ontology annotation, cellular component: Golgi apparatus; endoplasmic reticulum.